Molecule: messenger RNA, 1884 nt
Organism: Nannospalax galili (Upper Galilee mountains blind mole rat)
Lineage: Eukaryota; Metazoa; Chordata; Mammalia; Rodentia; Spalacidae
Gene: Rab3ip
Product: RAB3A interacting protein
Exons: 12
Coding region: 227-1609 (460 amino acids)
Biological process (GO): exocytosis
Cellular component (GO): Golgi to plasma membrane transport vesicle
Molecular function (GO): guanyl-nucleotide exchange factor activity
Source: RefSeq, a predicted model, not a curated record
GUCCGCUCUCCCUCGGCGGCUCCUAGUGCAGUGCGCCCGCCGCGGCGGAGUGAGCGCCGUCGGUCAGCCGCCCUCCUCCGAGUCUCCCCGGCUUGGGACUCGCUCCCUGCGGCUCUGCGAGCGCCCCUGAAUACGGGCGGCGGCCGCGGUGGGUCCGGCAGUAAUGAAUGACAAAUCAAGAAAAACGGCAGAAUAGCAUAGGUUAUCUUAUGAUGAGGACUUUACUAUGGCUAAUGACCCCUUGGAAGGCUUCCAUGAAGUAAACCUUGCUUCACCUACUUCUCCAGACCUUCUUGGUGUGUGUGACUCAGGAACUCAAGAGCAGACUACCUCACCAAGUGUCAUCUACCGGCCACAUCCUUCAUCCUUAUGCUCUGCUCCUAUCCAGGCUAACGCCUUAGAUGUUUCUCAUCUUCCUACGCAACCUGUGUAUUCAUCCCCGAGGCGUUUAAACUGUGCCGAAAUAUCUAGUAUCAGCAUUCAUGUUUCGGACCCAGCAUCGUCUGUUACCUCUGGAGUUGCGGCGGGACUAACUAAAUUAACUCUGAGAAAGGACAGCUGUAAUGCAGAGAGGGAGUUCUUACAGGGGGCCACUAUCACAGACACUUGUUUGGGCAGUGAUGAUAUUUUUGGGUUGAGUAAGGAUAGUCUGUCCCGGUUACGAAGCCCAUCUGUUCUCGAAGUUAGAGAAAAGGGCUACGAAAGAUUAAAAGAGGAACUUGCAAAAGCUCAGCGGGAAUUGAAGUUAAAAGACGAAGAAUGUGAGAGACUCUCGAAAGUGCGCGACCAACUUGGGCAGGAGCUAGAGGAACUCACAGCCAGUCUCUUUGAGGAAGCUCACAAGAUGGUAAGAGAAGCAAAUGUCAAGCAGGCGACCGCAGAAAAACAGCUGAAAGAAGCCCAAGGGAAAAUUGAUGUACUUCAAGCCGAAGUGGCCGCACUGAAGACACUUGUAUUGUCCAGUUCUCCAACAUCACCUACGCAAGAGCCUCUGCCGGGUGGCAAGACACCUUUUAAAAAGGGGCACACAAGAAAUAAGAGUACAAGCAGUGCUAUGGGCAGCAGUCAUCAGGACCUCAGUGUGAUACAGCCCAUUGUAAAAGACUGCAAAGAGGCUGAUUUAUCUCUGUAUAAUGAAUUCAGAUCUUGGAAGGAUGAGCCCACAAUGGACAGAUCAUGUCCUUUCUUAGACAAAAUCUAUCAGGAAGAUAUCUUUCCAUGUUUAACAUUCUCAAAAAGUGAGCUGGCUUCAGCUGUUCUGGAGGCUGUGGAGAACAACACUUUGAGCAUCGAACCUGUGGGAUUACAACCUAUUCGAUUUGUGAAAGCCUCAGCAGUCGAAUGUGGAGGACCAAAAAAAUGUGCCCUCACUGGCCAGAGUAAGUCCUGUAAACACAGAAUUAAGCUAGGGGACUCAAGCAACUAUUAUUAUAUAUCUCCUUUUUGCAGAUACAGGAUCACUUCUGUAUGUAACUUUUUUACAUACAUUCGAUAUAUUCAGCAGGGACUUGUGAAACAGCAGGAUGUUGAUCAGAUGUUUUGGGAAGUUAUGCAGUUGAGGAAAGAGAUGUCACUGGCAAAGCUGGGAUAUUUCAAAGAAGAGCUCUGACGGUCUGCGUGGGACCGUGCAUGACCUCCCGAACAACUGCAGAACGGCUGGAUGUUUGUAUGGUUACUCAAUAUUUAUUUCCGAGAAGUGGGCCCAAGACUUCCCCCCUCUUUUGCAAAUUACACUACGAAGUACUGUGAUUUCUUUUAAACUGACUUAAGCUGUCUUUGCUUAUUCCUUAAUUGAACACACUAUAAAGAAUUACAGGUGUACUAGUGAUUGUAAUUUAUAGUUGCAAAACAAAAACCCACUAAAUAAAUAAAUACUAGAUUAAA